Messenger RNA from Erythranthe guttata (spotted monkey flower), 1013 nucleotides. Its product is annotated as folate receptor family protein. The record is from RefSeq and is a predicted model, not a curated record. NCBI's taxonomy places the organism in Eukaryota, Viridiplantae, Streptophyta, Magnoliopsida, Lamiales, Phrymaceae.
GAAAUUCUGUUUGCAGGUAAAAGUAGUGGAGUUUGCAUAUCACAAGGUGGUAGAUUCCCUCCAUUUUCAAGUGAAGGAAAAGCACCGAAGAAAGCAGCAAGAGAUGCACUGAGAUUUUGCAGGGUAUUUCGCAAAAGGACAUGCUGUGAUGUUAGUCAGACGCACGCUGCUCUUUUAUCAAUAAGGAAACUUUCUUCUUACGGGGAAGGAAGCCAAGAUUGCUUGCAAUUAUGGGAACUCGUUGAAUGUUCUAUUUGUGAUCCCCUUGUUGGUGUACAGCAUGGACCUCCACUUAUAUGUUCGUCUCUAUGCGAUAGGCUUUAUCAAGCUUGCUCUACGGCAUACUUUGCUAUGGAUGCAAAGACACAGGCUCUAUCGCCAUGUGGAGCAGGCGACUUUGUAUGUGGUAGAGCUUCGGAAUGGGUAUCUAAUGGAACUGAGCUCUGCCGUGCCUCGGGUUUCUCCGUUACAACCUCAUCAUCAUCUGAAGAAGAAGAAGAAGAAUUAUCGUCGUGUUAUGGUGGAAAGGCGAGUCUUGAUUAUAUUUCUAACUCGUGGAAAAAUUCACAUUCUGAUAUCGUAAGUGGACGAGAACACAAAGACGAGAGUUUUUUGUUCUUGGGAGAUUUUAGGCAAUGGAUUUAUGAUAUGCAAUUGAAUAAAAGAGUUCCUUGGGCUGUCGGAGGAAUGGUUCUCACCGCUGGACUUGUGUUUGCAAGUAAAAGGAAAACGCACAAUCAACGUCAGAAGCAAGCUGGGAGGAAACUGGGUAACAGAAAGAUUUUUUAAACCAAAAUCCGCUUCGUUAUGAAUUUAUCUAUCGCCACUGUUUCAAUACUUGAACAUUGGGGUUUUGUAUGCCCUUUUGUUAUCUAUAUAAUAUAUAAACUUAACUCCAUUUGGCACCAUAUAUACACGCAAUACCUGUUAUCCUUAUGUGUUGUCCUAUCUUAUUCAUCCGUCAUGUUUACAUUCUUUGCUUUUUUAAAUCGUAAUAUAUUUCAUUUUCAGAU